Molecule: messenger RNA, 1119 nt
Organism: Aspergillus nidulans FGSC A4
Lineage: Eukaryota; Fungi; Ascomycota; Eurotiomycetes; Eurotiales; Aspergillaceae
Exons: 4
Coding region: 1-1119 (372 amino acids)
Cellular component (GO): membrane
Source: RefSeq, a predicted model, not a curated record
AUGGACAUUGAUCUGACGACCACCCCGGGAAUAGAACCACCGGCCGGGCAUAUCCCCCAGUUCGAGGGCCCAUACAACUACUUGCAAAUAGGGACGAUUAUCGCCUUUGCAGUCACGUAUUUCUUCGCGACACUCUUUAUCAGCCUGAGAUAUUUCCAGGCAUUCAAGCUGACGCAGAAAGUUGAGCUCGAUCUAGUGACCAUUACGGUCUCGUAUGGAAUCGGCCUCGCUUACUUUGUUACCAUGCUCGACCUGUUCAGGAACGGUUGGGGCAAGCACAUGUGGGACGUUAGUCUCGCGCAGCUGAUUGAGUUGAAUAAGGCCCUCCUCCCCAACACAAUAUGCUACUUGAUCUGCCCCGCCAUCAGCAAGCUCGCCAUCCUCUCUGUACUCUAUCGCAUCAACCCGGCCUUCGUCUACCGCGUUGCUGUCGUCGGCACUGCCGUCUUCAUUUUCACAUACACCCUGGCUCUAUGUAUCAUCACGGGCGGUCCCUGUUCCCCUCUCAAGGACGGGACGCUGCAAUGUCUCGAAAACGUCGCGCUCUCGGGUGCGGUGCUUAACAUCUCCUCUGACCUGAUCGUGAUCUCGCUGCCUAUCCCAACAAUCCAUAAUCUGCAACUGCAGCUGAAGCAGAAAGUCACCGUGGGCUGCUUGCUUGCGCUGGGGUCAGGUGUGAUCGUCUGCUCCAUCGCCCGCCUGCCCUACGUCAUCCGCCUCAGGCACACGCCCGACUCAACCUGGACGCAAGCCAUCCUGGGCGUCUGGUCGAUCGUCGAAGUAAACCUCGGCAUUAUUUGCGCCUGCGCGAUGCGCUUCAAGCGCCUGAUCGCCACGUAUCUCCCUCGGCUGUCGCUGUGGUCGUUCCGUUCGCGCUCUCGCACGCGUUCGCGGAGUGCAGGGCUGCAAAAAACGCCGCUCGACUCGGCCGAUAAGUUCAGACCGGACGGGAGUAUGGGAAAGCAUGAGUAUCGGCUUCAUUCUCUGCAGCAGAGCACUGGCAGUGGUAAGCGGAGCGGCGACGGCGAAGAAGGCAGCAACCUUAAGGACAUCUCAGUGGAGCGGUCGUUUGAAGUUAGCGUAGUGAGAACGGGGAGUAUGGAGCGGAUUCUGAGUUGA